GAUGUUAAAAAUUUCCGUCACCGUUUUGUACAAUUUCAGUUUAGGGUUGUUGACCUUUUUCCUUGGCAAAGGCUCUUUCCGAUCGGGGGUUUCAAUUUCAAUUUUCCGUUUCAAGGGGUCUAAUCGCCAUGUUCGGGCACAGAGGGGCAAUGUUUGGGAGCGGGGGGGUUUCGGACGGGUACGAGAUCGGCUCAAAGAGACCAAGAAUGAUGGAAUCAAGUCCCUACUUCGCAGUGAGCAGUGGUUCAGGUGGCUACCAACCUUAUGGCCGUGGCAGUAGAUAUCAGCCUUCUGCCUUUCCCGUGGUUCGUUUAAGGGGUCUCCCUUUCAAUUGCUCAGAUACUGACAUCUUCAAGUUCUUUGCUGGCCUAGACAUUGUUGACGUUUUUUUGGUAAACAAGGAUGGGCGAUUCUCUGGAGAAGCUUUUGUGGUCUUUGCAGGACCUAUGCAGGCGGAUCUUGCUCUUCAGAGAGAUCGACAAAACAUGGGAAGGAGAUAUGUAGAAGUUUUUAGGUGCAAGAAGCAGGAGUAUUAUCAUGCUAUAGCUGCUGAGGUGAAUGAAGGAUGUUAUGGCAGCAUUGACCACCGUGGAACCUCACCACCGGCUCGACGGAAGAGGUCUCCGGACAAAGAUAACAUGGAGUAUACGGAGGUCUUGAAGUUGCGUGGCCUCCCUUACUCGGUUAAAAAAUCAGACAUCGUGAAAUUUUUUGGAGACUUUAAUGUGAAGGAUGACAAGAUCUGCAUUGCAUGCCGGUCUGAUGGGAAAGCUACUGGAGAUGCAUAUGUAGAGUUUGCCUCAGCUGAAGAAGCUAAGAAAGCCAUGUGCAAGGACAAGAUGUUGAUUGGAUCUCGGUAUGUGGAACUCUUUCCUUCCACACCAGGUGAAGCAAGAACGGCAGCAUCAAGAUCACGCCAUUAAUGAGGCGUUACUUUGAUGGAAGGAGUUUCCAUCUAAAAUUCCUGCCCUCUCUUCCCAUCAUGGUACAAGUCUUUAACUCUCACUGAAUUUUGCAUCUAUGGUAUUUGCUUUGGUGCAACCGUUCAAAGGGUGGGAUUGUGAACUUAAUUUUUCUUCUGGAACUUCUUUUGAGGUACUACUGUGGCGUUAAAUAUUAUGCUGAAGUCCUGUUUCUUGGUUUAGGAAAGUGUAUUUGACAUAUUCAAUUUAUCCACUGUUCUGCAUUUACCUGUCCUCUUUAUUCA
Messenger RNA from Olea europaea var. sylvestris, 1207 nucleotides. Its product is annotated as heterogeneous nuclear ribonucleoprotein F-like. Gene Ontology annotation, cellular component: ribonucleoprotein complex. Gene Ontology annotation, molecular function: RNA binding. NCBI's taxonomy places the organism in Eukaryota, Viridiplantae, Streptophyta, Magnoliopsida, Lamiales, Oleaceae. The record is from RefSeq and is a predicted model, not a curated record. The coding region runs from base 129 to 923 and encodes 264 amino acids. The transcript has 2 exons.